Iphiclides podalirius (scarce swallowtail) is the source of this 1467-nucleotide messenger RNA. The record is from the annotation of a GenBank genome assembly. Lineage: Eukaryota; Metazoa; Arthropoda; Insecta; Lepidoptera; Papilionidae.
AUGGCGCUAGAAAUUAAAUAUACCAAGCUUUUCAUCGAUAACCAAUGGGUUGAUUCUGCUAGUGGUAAAACAUUUGAAACAUACAACCCACACGAUGGCUCCGUUAUUGCAAAUGUAGCUGAAGGAGAUAAGACGGAUAUAGAUUUGGCUGUUCGAGCCGCUCGCCGGGCGUUCCAUCGUAAUUCGGAGUGGAGACUAUUCGAUGCAGCUCAGCGACGGAACUUGCUUAACAAGUUUGCCGACUUGAUUGAACGCGACACGGCUUAUCUUGCUAAAUUAGAAACAUACAACAAUGGCAUGUUACUAGCCAGUAGCAAAUAUUUCAUAGCUUCAUGCGUCGACAACGUACGCUAUUUGGCAAGUUUAGCCGACAAAGUUCAAGGAAAUACUAUUCCUUUAAGUGGUGAGGUGUUUUCAUACACGUUGAAGCAGCCUGUAGGUGUGUGUGGUUUAAUUUUACCAUGGAACGGUCCGGUAAUGAUGUUUCUUUGGAAAGUAACAACGGCAUUAGCAGCAGGAUGUACAGUGGUGGUAAAGCCAGCGGAGCAAACACCACUUACUGCUCUUUAUCUGGCAUCACUUCUGGCUGAGGCUGGCGUACCACCAGGAGUUGUGAACGUUGUAAAUGGGUUCGGUGAAACUGCCGGUGCUGCUCUCACCCAUCAUCCAGAUGUCAACAAAAUUUCAUUCACUGGAUCGCUUGAGGUGGGCAAGCUUAUUCAAAAGGCAGCUGGAACGAAUAAUCUUAAAAGAGUGACGCUGGAACUAGGAGGCAAGAGCCCACUUGUUAUAAUGAAUGAUGCUGACUUGAACGCUGCUGUACCGUAUGCUGCAAAUGGUGUGUUCGGUCACCAAGGACAAAUCUGCGUAGCUGCUUCAAGAUUGUAUGUGCAAUCGGGAGUUUAUGACGAAUUUGUUAAGAGAGCUGUAGAAUAUGCUAAAAAUAUCAAGAUCGGACCACCUAACGAUGCAAGUACACAACACGGACCUCAGAUUGAUGAAACAAUGAUGACGAAAAUCCUAGGAUAUAUAGAAAAAGGCAAACAACAAGGUGCAAAACUUCUAGCAGGAGGGAAACGUUUUGGAAACAAUGGUUUCUAUGUUGAACCUACCGUUUUUGCAGAUGUCACAGAUGAAAUGAUUAUUGCUAGGGAAGAGAUAUUUGGACCGGUACAAAGCAUUUUAAAGUUUGAAACGCUAGAAGAAGUUAUUGACCGUGCUAAUGACACUGAAUACGGUCUGUCAGCUGGAAUAUUCACAUCGAAUUUAAAUACGGCAUUACAGUUUAGCAAACACGCAGAAGCAGGAACUGUUUGGGUUAACAACUAUUUAACCUUUGGACCACAGGCACCCUUUGGGGGUUUUAAGAAUUCUGGUAUUCACAGAGAAAAUGGAUCAGACUGCUUGGACCCAUACUUGGAAGUGAAGACUGUAACUAUAGCGUUACCUAAAAAGGUUCCCAGGGCA